CUAACAGCGCGCAUGCGCGGGUAUCGCGAGAGCAGGAGAGGGCGGAAGCACAGUUAGUGCAGGAUGCGGUUCCUGGUUGCGUUGAUCCUGCUGAGCGUCGUGGUGGCGGUAGCCCUACAGCCAGGAAAGUCUAGCGAGUCGCAACCGCGGGCCACGGGAGACGGCUCCGGCAAGGACAAUGCCCAGCCCCAGACCACGGGAGACGGCUCCAGCAGGGAGAAUGCCCAGCUCCAGACCAUGGGAGACGGCUCCAGCAAGGAGAAUGCCCAGCCCCAGACCAUGGGAGACGGCUCCGGCAAGGAGAAUGCCCAGCCCCAGACCCCGGGAGACGGCUCCGGUAAGGUGAAUGCCCAGUCCCAGUCCGCGGGAGACGGCUCCGGCAAGGAGAAUGCCNAGCCCCAGACCCCGGGAGACGGCUCUGGCAAGGAGAAUGCCCAGCCCCAGACCCCGGGAGACGGCUCCAGCAAGGAGAAUGCCCAGCCCCAGACCCCGGGAGACGGCUCCGGCAAGGAGAAUGCCCAGCCCCAGACCCCGGGAGACGGCUCCGGCAAGGAGAAUGCCAAGCCCCAGACCCCGGGAGACGGCUCCGGCAAGGAGAAUGCCCAGCCCCAGACCCCGGGAGACGGCUCUAACACAGUAAAGUCCCAGCCACAGCCCACAGAAGAUAGCUCUAACAAGGUGAAGUCCCAGGUGCAGUCCACAAAAGAUGGCUCUAUCAAGGUGGAGUCUCAGCCACAGUCCGUGGGAAACAGCCUCGAUAAGGUAAAGACCCAGCCCCAGCCCACGGGGGACGACACUAGCAAGGAGAAGCUGCAGCAGCAGUCCUUGAACUCCAACAAGCUGGUCUCCAACCCCUCCUCUGAUAACAAGGAGCCCUCCAAUUCUGACUUAAACAUACCAGCUGACAAAGAUGCCUCUCUGCAUGCUUCUAGAAGUGAAUCUGGGGAGAAAAUAUUACUGGACUCUGACCCCACCUCUCUGCAGCAGGAGAGAAAAGAUAAGUCUUCAGAGCUUACAGAAGACAUGGGGCCCAAGAAGGCUGAGGAAGGUGAUGCAGAGCCUGAAGAAGGUUCACCGCCCCAAGAAGAGAAAGAGAUGCCCGGCCUUGCCUCCAGUGAGAACCGUGAAGGGACACUUCUGGAGUCCAUGGGUAGGGAGAAAGAUGACCUUUAUAAGGACAGUCUCGGAAGUGCCAGCGCAGAGAGCAGCCACUUCUUUGCAUAUCUGGUGACUGCAGCCAUACUUGUUGCUGUCCUCUACAUUGCCUAUCACAACAAGCGGAAGAUUAUUGCUUUUGUGCUAGAAGGAAAAAGGUCUAAAGUCACUCAACGGCCAAAGGCCAGCGAUUACCAGCGUUUGGACCAGAAGAUUUGAUUUCUGUGUUCUUGAGAACUUUGUCCUCCCUGCUGAUUUGUUUUUAAAUCAAGAGAAAUGAAGAAAAAUAGUACUGUGACCUAAAAGACACCCCCCCCCCAGGGUUUGGUGGCAAAUCUGGGUUGGCAGAGGCGGGGGUAUUGCUUUGAUUUUUGCACCUGCACUUUGGUGACCGUGUACUCCUGUGUCCCCAUCACCUAUGCUGGUGUCUUCCAUCCUUUCCUCCUCUGAGUGUGAGUAGAGGGAGCAUGUGGGAAGCCGGCUGUGACCAAAGGGAGAUCCCAGCCCCCAGGCAGGCGGCCGCUGCUGACUGCCGUCCCUUGGGCCUUGACCCUUUCAUGGUUACCCCUUGCAAAUAGCAUUGCACCACCACUAUUUAUCUCUGCGGACCCCAAGAGAGAACUAGGUUGAAAACUGAACCUAGGAGAAAAUUCAACUGCAGGUUGAGGUGCUUUUAUACCAAGGCCUCAUCUGGGGGAGGGGGUGGGGGGAAUGUGCCCUACAAAAGAUGUAGAAGAUGAAUGCUGACAGGCAAAGGGCUACUUCGAAUACCUAAUUCUCUGCAAACGCUUCAGCAACAAACCAAAACAGCUUUUGAAAAGUGCUUCAUUGCCUGCAAGUCCAAACUGUCUAGUAUAAGUUCUUCACACUUUCCUUAUAUUACUUAAGACAAAGUGAGUCAACUUUCAUUUGGUUGUACUGAGCAUAAACCUGAACUUGGGGAUUCGGGGAGUAAAGCUGUAAAGCCACAGUUCCCAUCACAGAUUUUUAAAAAUAUAGUUAUGAUUAUUGAAAUACUGUGUUCGUCUAUACUCUUGAUCGUAACAGGAACUUUUUAAAAUAGGGUAAGCUCAUACCUUGCAUGAGAAAAUGUGCAAGAGGGUUUUGGUUUUGAUCUGCAUUAUUUUCCUAGGGCUUUUAUAAAGGUUUCCCAUAAACUCUGGCCUUUGUUGCCUAAAAUAGACAAAUUAGACUUGUAGUCAGAAACUAACUGUACUAUCUCUUUUACCUUAAUCUAGUUACUAUUUCACUGUCUGAUAUAGGAUGCCAAGGGUAACUGGUCAAGACUCUCCUUCCAGCCCAUGUCAGGGGUUAUUAAAAUUUAAGAAAUUCAGAGAGUUCCCCUGGGGUAACUGAGGGUAGUGUUUUGGAUAAUGCUGUGGUUUGAAGUUUUACUUAAAUCCGUUCUAGUUGUGCUACCUACUAUAGAGAGCUUAAAGAGAGUUGUGCAGAGAAAAAUGGAUUUGGAAUAGCUGAUCUCAGGGAAACACAAAGAAUGUGGGAAGUGAGGGCUGGGAUGAGUUCUGUGCUGUUGAGGAUGUCAGUCUGCAGAAGGGACCGUCCCGUUGGCACAUUACCUCGCACCUUGCUUAAAACAGCAUGGCUUUGAGUUGGGACUUAGGGAGACAAGGAAUGAGUGAACACUCUUGUCGUCAUGCUCUCUUCCCGUGCAUCAGUCUUGCAGUACUUUCCUCUGAGGGAUCUUCCGUCAGGCUCUCCCAGAAUUCUGGAAAACCACGGUUCCCUUUUGCCUGCCUUUCCUCCUCCUCUAAUGUUUUCUGUUUCUCCAUCUACACUAACUCCUGCCUUCAUACGUGCCCAGAUUUCCCGUUCCUGUCCGUCCUGUUUGUGACUCCUUCCCUUUGUAACCUUUAUGCACUCGCUCUGGUCCUGGUCUUCCUACCGGCAGUUUUCCCAGAGGUUCAGAUCGCCAAAAGUAAUGGCUUGUUCUCAAAGCCUAGUCUUGUCCUGAAUAGAACUGGACAUUAUUGACCAUCCAAAUCGAAAUCCCCCUCUUCUGGUUUCUGUGACUGACUGUCCUGGCUCCUAAGAACUUUGCUUUACCCUGUACUGGCAGGGGAACAGAGCCCGCGAAGGCUGGUUUCACUCUUCCUUCAUCUUUCCAGAAACUCAUCCAUCCUUCAUUCUCUCCGUGAGUGAGUCCCACAUGUUUAUCCUCGGCCUAGUUCCCGAAGACCCAAAUCCUGUUGUGUGCUGUUUCAGUUUGCUCUGUUGGCACUAGAAACUGAAGUUCUCUCUUCUCCCCAUUAAGCUGCCCAUCUCAGCUGCCCAUUUUAAUUGUCUCAGCUCCAAACUAUAGUCUUUUUUUUACCAUUUUUUUGUUACAACAGACCUAUCCAUUGAAAAAAAACAUUUCCAGUAUAAUCUUUCUUUCCAUUUCCCUUGCUUUCCUGUCAUCACACACCAUCACCAUUUCACUUCUCUCCUGAAAUCCCAACCCCUCCAAGAGCCAUCCUAACUGGUUCUCCUGCCCAUCUUCUCUCAUGUGCAGAUUGAUCUUUCCAAAAUCCUUGCCCUGAUCUAAAGUUUCUGUCUACCUCUUGUGGCUUAGAGAAUCUAGCUUUUAUAGACUAUAGUGUCCGUGACUCUGUAGCUUGGCACUUGCUUGCCGGUCUUUCUCUGCAUCCUCUCUAGGCCAAAGGCUCCUCUUGUCAGGCCCAUCUUGGCCUCUUUGCUUUUUUGUUGUUGCUGUGCCCACCAUUCCCUGGCUGCCCUGGUGCUUCUUCUGUUAGGGCACACUCCCUUCCCUUCUCUCACUUGCCUCCUGCUCAGGUUUUCCCACGCACCUUCUUAACGCCCCCACCACACGUGAUUAUCGGCUCUUUCCAUUCUACUCUAAUGCCAAUCACAAAUGUUGUUACUCCAGCAAAAAAGAGCAGACGUUAUCUGAUGUCUGUGUCUGGUCUCUCCUCCCCAAAACGAAGCUACUUGCAGGAGUGCCCUUAGCACCAUCUGCAAGGCUGCCUAGUGUUGUGACGUCUCCUAGGUACUUCAGGAGUUCAGUGUCUUCUUGCAGAGACGUUUUCCUUGUUCAGUAUAUCGGAAUGCGACUUACCUGAGGUCUCACACAGCUCUUCCUAGCUACUCCCUGCUAUCCCUUUACUGAUGGAUUUUGUUUCUAAAGAGGGGAGCAGAAAGAAAGAUCGGUUUGAGGAACCAAGAGGGUUGGCACCAAGGGGAUGUGUAAGGAUUCUGUGGAGUCCGCAUAGUUCCAUUUCUUGAGCAUCCGAAAAGUAUCAUUCCUUGUGCUAAAAGAGUGCAAUAGAAUUUCAGCUUCGCUAUAGAAAUUACACUGAAAAAAAUCUCUCCCACCAGUGGAAAACUUUUUCCCAGUAGUUGUCCUUCUGAAGAUACACUGUUGACAGCAUGUGUUUCUAGACGUGAUGUGGAUGAGGGUGAGCUGGGUUGAGGGCAUCUCUCAAGCCAGGGCUGGGGCGGGGGUGGGGGGCAGGGAAGAGGUGGGCAGUGACACCCCUGGGGCCAUGAGACGCACCACUGUCAAGACAGCUGUGUAUUUCCUUUCCUCCCCCAGCUUUUGGUUGAAAGUUGAUUUCUAAUAGGAGGAAUCUGCUUCAGUCAUGGAUGUCAGUCGAGGGGUUUGUUUUCCUGCUACAGAUCACUGAGUAGACUUAUUUAAAGAAUCCACUUCUGGACUCGGGGAGCUGAGGCCAGUCUAUUCUAGAAAGGCUACAACAACUUGGAAAGACCUGACAGCUGGCUGUAUGGAUGCUGAGGUUUCUUUUCCCAUGAUGGCUUUUAAACAGAUGCUUGGUAGUAGAAUUAUAAACCCCUAGAAUUCCCCUGAUGGUGAUUGUCAUUUUUUUCUCUCCUUCAUGUCCUUUAAAUCCAAAAAAGGAAGCCUGCUUCUUGUUUCUACAGGGUAACUUGAUGCAGAAUGCUGUGUUAUGUGUGUGUGAUGAAAGCUAGCACGCUUUGCACAUGUUUGGAAUCGAACACGGGGCAGAGAGAAUCUUGAACACCAGACACCAGGUCCUGGUGUUCUGCCAGCUGUCUUCUGAAAAGUCUUGCUGAGAAGGUUGUCUUUGACAUUAUCUUGCUUCAGGAAGAAUCCUGGGAAAAGAUUUUCAGGUCCCAUUUAUUCAUCCAGAGAAAGACUGACUCUCAACUCACCUAGUUCCACAAGACACCUGUGAUUUUCCUAAAUGUGCCAGUUGAGAAACUCCUCCGGAAUAGUGUUGGGUCUGAGCUGUGUCGUUUCAAGCUGCCAACAAAGCCAGCCUACUCACACUCUUAGAUAUUCCUUUAAUUCAGAAGUUUCUUGUGUCAAAUAAAUGAUUGUUGAAGUUGUCUCCCUUUUUUGUUUACCCAAUUAGUAGAGUGCCACUGUUUUUGCAAUGUUUUAUAUUUUCAGCUUUUUUAACUUAACUAUAUAAUUACUUAAUUUUAUUUUUUUAAAGCUUGUUUGGUCUAAUGAUAAGUAUUUUUCAGUACGUAAUGUUUUCCUGAGCUUCUCUGAAUGCCGUUUCGAUGUAGUUUUGUAUCGUUGCACAGAAACCAAAAUAAAUUUCAAAUAUUAAAGCUAUAAAAUCAUUAAAUUUAUUAAAGUGGCAAUAAAAUGGACAGAAAUAAGGCCUAA
Molecule: messenger RNA, 5773 nt
Organism: Suricata suricatta (meerkat)
Lineage: Eukaryota; Metazoa; Chordata; Mammalia; Carnivora; Herpestidae
Gene: TGOLN2
Product: trans-golgi network protein 2
Exons: 5
Coding region: 64-1374 (436 amino acids)
Cellular component (GO): trans-Golgi network transport vesicle; trans-Golgi network; endosome
Source: RefSeq, a predicted model, not a curated record